Molecule: messenger RNA, 2208 nt
Organism: Helianthus annuus (common sunflower)
Lineage: Eukaryota; Viridiplantae; Streptophyta; Magnoliopsida; Asterales; Asteraceae
Product: retrovirus-related Pol polyprotein from transposon RE1
Exons: 3
Coding region: 1-2208 (735 amino acids)
Biological process (GO): DNA integration
Molecular function (GO): nucleic acid binding
Source: RefSeq, a predicted model, not a curated record
AUGAAUCCCAUACCAAGUUUGGGAAACGCUUAUCACUUGGUUGCUGAAGACGAGCGGCAGAGAACCAUAUCGGGAGAAAAGACGCCACCCACCGAGGUCACUGCCUUCAAGGCGUUUGUUCCUAACAAACGAAGCAACAAUUUCAAUCAUCGACAAGAUAAGACAACCUCAAAGGACCAGAAGCGCGGAGAUGUGACUAAGCAGUGCACUCAUUGCGGGAGAAGUGGACACAACCGAGAUGGAUGUUUCAAAAUAAUCGGUUAUCCGGAAUGGUGGCCAGGCAAGGUAAAACGUGAAGAAGGAAAACCAAGAGCUGCUCAUGUUGAAACCGAUGCGAGUCCCGUACCGGACUUGACAAAAGAACAAUACCAAUCCUUCUUGAAACACUUUGUCGAGAACGACAUCAAAGAGGACACGGUUAGGAUGGCAAACAUGGCAGGUAAAAGGGGUUGGGAUAAGGAAUGGGUUGUGGACUCAGGAGCCACAGAACAUAUAACCUAUGAUGAAACAAUCCUUAAUAAUAAAUUUUUUUGUCCAAAUGAGGAACCUAUUAUCAUUCCUAAUGGAUGCACCAUUCCUAAGCUUCACACGAGGAGCUUGAUUGGUGCGGGUAAAUGUAAGAAAGGCCUGUACCGAAUGGGGAUGUUUGACGGGGAAAGAAGAGCUUUGAUGGUUACUGAGGACAUCUGGCAUAAAAGGUUGGGACAUGCAUCCGAAGAUAAGCUUGCAACUAUUGAAUUCCUCAAAAAUAUUUCUUUAAACGAUUUAUGUGACUCUUGUUCUAAAGCUAAACACGCUAGGCUUCCGUUUUCAAAUAGUUUCAUUAAGACAAAUACUUGUUUCGAUUUGGUGCAUUGUGAUAUUUGGGGAAAAUAUCAUACUCCGUCUUUUUCAGGGGCAAAUUACUUUUUAACCAUUGUCGAUGAUCAUAGCAGGGCCACUUGGGUGUUCCUUCUAAAAUUCAAACAUGAAGCAAGUAAGUGGUUAAAGUUUUUUUGCAACAUGGUGAAAACCCAAUUUGAAAAAUCCGUUAAAAGAAUUAGAUGUGAUAACGGAGGGGAAUUCACGUCCAACAAAAUGAUUGAAUUUUAUGAGGAACGGGGUAUUUUGCUUGAAACCACUUGCCCUCACACACCUCAACAAAACGGAGUUGUUGAGCGAAAACACCGACACUUGCUCGAAGUUGCUAGGUCCUUAUGGUUCGAAGCCAACUUACCCAAAAGAUUUUGGGGCGAGUGCAUCCUUACGGCCACUUACAUCAUUAACCGACUUCCAUCCAAGGUUAUUGGUGACAAAACACCUUUUGAAUUAUUAUUCAAUCGAAAGCCCGAUUACGACAAUAUGAGGGUCUUUGGUUGUUUGGCGUACUUUCGAAACACCGACACGGAAGGAGACAAAUUUGAAGAAAGAGGGAGGCCCGGAUUGUUCGUAGGCUACCCCCAGGAACAAAAGGAGCCUACUGUUGAUGAGUCCCUGGUUAAUUGGCCAAAUAAAAAUAAUGAACACAAUAGUGAAUAUGUUGGUCAAGAAACCAUAGAUACCAACAAUGUGGGCCACACUAAUGAAAAUGGAGAUAUGGCUACUAGUAAUAAUAAAGCCCAACAUGAAGAAAAUUCCUUUUUUCAUGAAAUGCAACAUGAAGACACUAUGGAGAAUAGUGAAGUCCAUCCAAAUUUCGAGCAUACCAGAAUCAAAAGAACCAGGUCUCAACCAGCUCACUUGAGCGAUUAUCAUGUCAAGCUUCCCCCGUCGGUUGACCAUGCAAAACCCGCACCAAGUCAAGAGUCCUCCACGGUACAUCCUUUGUCCAAUUUUGUUUCUUACGAAAAAUUUUCCAAAUCUCACAAAGUUUUUUUAGCGGCCAUUAGUUCUACCAAUGAGCCGAAAACUUUUAAUCAAGCUAUUCAGGACGAAAGAUGGAAAGAAGCUAUGAAAAAGGAAAUACGGGCUCUUGAAGAAAAUGGUACGUGGACCUUAAUGGAUCUUCCAAAAGGGAAACAUGCCGUUGAUUCAAAAUGGGUUUAUAAAAUUAAAUAUAAACCGAAUGGAGAAAUAGAACGGUUUAAAGCCCGUCUCGUUGCAAAAGGAUUUACGCAGAUGGAGGGGGUCGAUUAUCACGACACUUUCGCUCCGGUCGCCAAAUUAGUUACGGUUAGAACGCUUCUCGCCGUAGCUAUAAAAAAAAAACUGGGCCGUUCACCAACUUGA